This is a messenger RNA of Durusdinium trenchii, 1438 nucleotides long. The record is from the annotation of a GenBank genome assembly. Lineage: Eukaryota; Dinophyceae; Suessiales; Symbiodiniaceae.
GUGUUUCCGCGUGCCGCCUGUUUCAAUCUUGUUCGUUUCGCAUUGUGUAGAUCUCACCAAGCCAGCUGCCAAUCCGGUCCCUGCCAACUUCUCCAUGGCACCACAAGAUCCAUGCUGCCAGCAGCUCUCCCACGCGGUGAUGCACCUGAAGGGGUCCGUCUAGAGAGACUGCCUGAUGUCGAGGAGCUGUUGGUGGCUGAUGCAGACUUUGCCGUCGGGGACUUGGUGCUACGGGAGCGCUUCCUGCUGCGUGGGCCAGCAGAGCUGCCGCCCUUGGGGAUGUUUCGGCCUGUGCCACCAGAGGUGGGAACAGUGGAGAUCCUCGGAGAGGAAGGCUUUCCACGGGCCGUGAUUUUUGACAACGAGCACCUGAAGCUUUUGUUCGAAUUCAUGAAUUCCGAAGUGGAGGUGCAACAAGAAGUGCUUGCUAUGCAAGAUUCCAUGCAUCCAUGUUCUGAGACCUUCCAAUCCACUUCCCGGGUGGCUGAAUGGCUGGUGGAGCAGCAACUCCCCUGGCUGGAUGACUUGGACUUUGCUUCACUCGCUCGGCUUCUAAGGCUAUUCUGUGUGAAUAGUCAUCCAUGCAAAGUGGCGGGGAACACCAGCGGUUUGUUGAAAUGGGGCACCAUGAUCAAUCAUUCCUGCUUACCAAACGUGGUUUAUUCAUCAGUUCGUGGCCUCGAUGGUGACUUUGAAGGGCACUUCCGAGCCUGUCGUCCAAUCAAAGCUGGGGACAUCCUGGGAGUUUCGUAUAUGAAGCUUCAAACGACCUUGGCACCAAUGUCCUUGAGACGCAGAAUGUUGUGGUACCUCAAAGGCUUUAUUUGUCUGUGUUGCCGCUGUAGCUUUGAAGCAGCAUACGCAGAUCCUGCACGGACACUGGGCUGCUCGAGCUGCGGACAGAUGACAUGGCAGUUCUUGCCAGGCUUUGAGCGCCAUGCCUUCUCCUGCAGCUGUGGCAAAAGGGCAGAUGAUGCUCAAACCAAGAACGAACAAAUGUUGUCUUCAGCGGUGCUUGGUGCUUUGUGUGCACGAUGGUCUGGGCUUUCACAAGCAGAGUCAGCCCUGACAGACUUGCAAGACCAGGUGAGCACCUUGCAUGAGGACCACUUUGCAGUACGUUGCUUGCAACUCCUUUUCUUGGCUCUGGAGGGCGACGAGUUCCUUUCAUCGAAACGAACUGAAGGUGGAGAUCGAUGGUUGCGCAAAGUCUACGAACUGGGACAGUGGCAAGAACGCAUUCGACCGCGACAGCACGGUGGAAUGCUGUUGAUGCUCUCUUUCAAAAGUUUGGCUCCAACCAUCCGCCUCUUGAGUCAAAACCAUGGCGAAGUAGAAGUCUUGAGAGACUUGUCCAGCUGGGCAGCAUCUGUGCUAAGUAUGGAUGAUGCCUGGGAUACUCAUGAGCUUGAGGAUUGAGCCCGAGCAGUGACCAAAA